Molecule: messenger RNA, 2261 nt
Organism: Mytilus trossulus (common blue mussel)
Lineage: Eukaryota; Metazoa; Mollusca; Bivalvia; Mytilida; Mytilidae
Product: heat shock 70 kDa protein 12A-like
Exons: 5
Coding region: 230-1951 (573 amino acids)
Molecular function (GO): ATP binding; ATP-dependent protein folding chaperone
Source: RefSeq, a predicted model, not a curated record
AUGGGAGACAAUAAAUUUCUGUAAGGAUUAUUAUAGAAUAAAUCACUUUUGAAAGCAGAAAUGGAACUUUCCAGACCCUCACACCAGAUUAACCAAGUCAAGCAUAUGUUUCAAACAGAAAACGAAAGAGGAAGUUUAAACCAAGUAAUUAUAAGCUAACGACGGAGAAUUCUGUUGAAAGAAGGUAAACAAAGCUUGUGAUAUCCAAUUAAAAAAAGUUUAGGACAAAAUGUCGGACGUUACUCAUGGUAGACUUCUCGUGUGUGCUAUAGAUUUCGGAACCACGUAUUCCGGAUAUGCCUUUCAGUUAACCUCGGACUUCAUCAAAGACCCUUUGAGUAAUAUAAAAACAAACCAAGUAUGGAAUGCUGGUGCAGCAGCAUUGAUGUCCCUGAAGGCACCAACAUGUCUCCUCCUAAACAAGGACAGAGAAUUUGUCGCAUUCGGAUAUGAUGCAGAGAAUCAGUACACUGACCUGGCUCUGGAAAACGAACACAAUGACUAUCUUUUCUUCAGAAGAUUUAAAAUGUUACUGCAUAGGAAUCCGGGUUUAAACAGAGAUACAAAGAUUGCAGCAUCAAAUGGAGAAGAGGUCCAAGCGAAAGCAGUCUUUGGACAUGGCAUAGAUUUUCUUAAAAAACACGCACUAGAGAAUUUCAAACGCGCAGGAAUGGAGAUAGAUGAAAAUGAAGUCCAAUGGGUUAUAACGGUACCUGCAAUUUGGACAGACGCUGCCAAACAGUUCAUGAGAGAGGCUGCACAACGUGCAGACAUAUUUAAUGACCAACUGAUGGUAGCACUUGAACCAGAAGCAGCCUCGGUCCUGUGUAGAUAUACGUCAGACGCAUCUGGACAAAGUAUAUUCACAUCCGGGUCAAAAUACAUGGUUGUGGAUCUUGGAGGGGGUACUGCUGAUAUAACAAUUCACCAGGUUGCAGAAGACGGUACUUUGAAGGAACUCCACAGUGCGAGCGGCGGCGCGUGGGGAGGCAUCAAAGUCGACCAAGCGUUUGAACAACUAUUAAUAGAUAUAGUUGAAGAAGACGUAUAUGCCGAAUUUCAGAAAAGAAAUGCCUCGGACCAUUUCGAUAUGGGAAGAGAGUUCGAAGUAAAAAAGAGAACAGUUAAAGAAGGCAUGAGCAAAAAUACAUAUAUUAAACUGCCAUCGGCACUUAUUGAAACGUAUACUGUGUUGAAGGGGAAGACUCUCAAAGAAGCGAUUGAACAAUCGAUGUAUAUGAGCCGUGUUUCCCAAACUGCUGACAAGCUUAAAAUUGACUCAGAAUUAUUGAAGGGUUUCUUUAGGGAUCCUCUCGAACAUCUGGUUGAACACAUCAGAGAAAUAUUAAAUCAACCAGUUGCUAAAGAUACAAAUAUCUUCUUGUUAGUUGGGGGAUUUUCCGAGUCCCCGAUCGUUCAGGAAACAAUCAAAGCGCGAUUUCCAAAGCAUAAGAUCAUCGUGCCUCAAGAUGCUGGUCUGGCGGUUCUGAAAGGUGCCGUCCUGUUCGGACAUCGCCCGAAACUUAUAUCUGUUCGGGUUAGUCGCAUGACGUACGGAAUAGGCAUUAGCAGACUGUUUACUAAAGGCGAUCCCGAAGAAUUGCGGUUUGCGUCAGGUAGUGCAGUGUUGUGUCGUGACGUAUUUCACAAAUUUGUAGAAAAGGGUCAACCAAUCAAUGAAGGCGAUGAACAUUCUAUGCCUUUCAGUGCCAAAGGUCAGAACAAUAGAGUUCGUGUUUACACUUCAAACAUGAAAGAUCCAAAACAUGUCAUUGACGAUAGCUGUAAACUUCUUGGAGAAAUGAUGAUCAACAUAAGUUCGGAAGUCACAUCCGGGAACAAUAUUCAGGUCAGAAUCGAGUUUGGUGGCACGGAAUUGGUUGUUGAAGCUAAGGAGAAAAAUACCGGGGAAGUCUUCAGAUCCCGAUUUGACUUCCUCAGUGAUAAAUAAAUUUGAUUUGUCUUGUGGUUUCUAGAACAUUGUUGAUGUACAAUAUUAAUGAUUGUGUAAAUAUGUGUCAUGAAGAAUGAUGGAAUUACUUUUUUGUUCAUAGAAAAUACAAUGAAAAUUCAAAUAGAAUCAAAUACAAAAGUUAAAAUGGCAGAAGAUGAGUGUUAAAGAAACAUUGAGGAUUUUAACCCCGAGUUUAUAAUGGAGGUCUAUCUGCUCAAAUUAGUACUGCGUUUGUAAAACUUACUUUCUUCGAUGAUUUUUAAUCAUUUGCGUGAAACAUAAUAAAAUAUAUAUCAAGUCUAACCAA